Messenger RNA from Perognathus longimembris pacificus (Pacific pocket mouse), 1829 nucleotides. RefSeq names its product sorting nexin family member 21 (gene Snx21). The record is from RefSeq and is a predicted model, not a curated record. Gene Ontology annotation, molecular function: phosphatidylinositol phosphate binding; protein binding. Gene Ontology annotation, biological process: protein transport. Bases 319 to 1443 code for a protein of 374 amino acids. NCBI's taxonomy places the organism in Eukaryota, Metazoa, Chordata, Mammalia, Rodentia, Heteromyidae. The transcript is spliced from 3 exons. Gene Ontology annotation, cellular component: early endosome membrane.
GUGGCCCGAGCUUGGCGUCCUAGGUUGCCGGCCUCGGUGAGCCGCGGGGAAUCCAGAGCGGGACCCCCGGAUCCGUGGCACCUCUGCAUGCACCCCGGGACGCUGGAGGUAGAGGCGCGUGUGGGCCAGGGGGAGCCCAGGGUGGCGUCCCGGCCCCUCCUAGGCAGGACGUGGCCGGAGGCGGAGUGACCCGGGAGCCGCCGCCCGCCGGGUCGCCCCGGGAGGCUGGGGGCGUGGCCUGUCCUAGCCCCUCCCACCAGGCCCGGCCCCGCCCCCGGUCCUCGGCGGGCCGGGGGCCGCGCGCUCCCCGCGGGUGCCAUGGCCUCGCGGCUCCUGCACCGACUGCGGCACGCCCUGGCCAGCGACGGCCCCGGGGAGGCGGCGGCGGCGGCGGCGGCGGCCGUGGCCCCCGAGGCCGAGCCGUUCCCCGAGAGCUCCGAGCUGGAGGACGACGACGCUGAGGGCCUGUCCUCCCGCCUCAGCGGCACCCUCAGCUUCACCAGCGCCGAGGACGACGACGAAGACAGCGGCGAGGACGACGACGGCGGCGGCGGCGAAGCCAGCCCCGACUCGCCGAGCCCCGGGGACGCGGCGUUGGGAGAGGACGCAGAGCGGAGCCCCCCACCCGAUGGGCAGCGGGGCGGUCAGCUCCUGGCCCGGCAGCUGCAAGAUUUCUGGAAGAAGUCCCGCAAUACCCUGGUACCCCAGAGGCUGCUCUUCGAGGUGACCAGUGCUAAUGUGGUCAAGGACCCUCCCUCCAAGUACGUGCUCUACACCCUCGCCGUGAUGGGCCCUGGGCAGUCAGAUCGCCAGCCAGCCCAGAUAGCUCGCCGCUACUCUGACUUUGAGCGACUGUAUCGAAACCUACAGCGGCAGUUCCGGGGCCCCAUGGCUGCCAUCUCCUUCCCCCGUAAGCGCCUGCGCCGGAAUUUCACUGCAGAGACCAUUGCCCGCCGUAGCCGAGCCUUUGAGCAGUUUUUAGGCCACCUGCAGGCAGUGCCUGAGUUACGCCACGCCCCUGACCUGCAAGACUUCUUCGUGCUGCCUGAGCUGCGGCGGGCACAGAGCCUCACCUGUACUGGCCUCUACCGCGAGGCUCUGGCUCUCUGGGCCAAUGCCUGGCAGCUUCAGACCCAGCUGGACACCCCCUUUGGCCUAGACCGCCCCCUGCUGACCCUGGCUGGGCUGGCUGUGUGCCACCAGGAGCUGGAGGACCCUGCAGAGGCGCGGACAUUCUGUGAGAAGGCCUUGCAGCUGCUGGGGGACAAGACCCCCCAUCCUUUCCUGGCACCCUUUCUAGAAGCCCACAUCCGGCUCUCCUGGCGCCUGGGCCUGGAUAAACGCCAGUCAGAGGCACAGCUCCAGGCCCUGCAGGAGGCAGGCCUCACCCCUACUCCACCCCCCAGCCUCAAGGAGCUGCUCAUCAAGGAGGUGCUGGACUAAUCCUCACCAAGUUUACCCUGCAGGGUGAGGGCUGGCCCAGAAUUAAGGGAGGGAGCACCGGUGAAGACACAGGGAGCCGCUAAGGAGGAUGCUUCUGGGGGGCUCUCCCCAAGAUUUUACCUUGAGAAUUUGCAGCAAAUGAGGAAACUUUCUUCUGUUGAGCCACGUUCAGGAUGAGCUGUAGGUAGAGCUGCCCACGGGUAUGAGGAAGAAGUCUAACAAAGCUUCUUCAGCCUGGGGCUACAGCCCAGGGCCAGCAGGACCAGUGUUUCCUCAUCCGUGGGCCUCCAAAACAGCAAGGCAGCCAUGAUAAACAGCCAGAGACUGCUGCUGGCAUCCUGGAGUUGGCUGCACUUGUGGCCUAGAGAAUUAAAGGCUAGCCUCUC